UUGACAUAACCUUUAAGGUUAAGAGAAUUCGCUAAAUUAGUCAAGGAAGAAUUGCCGGUAAAAAUAGAAAGAAAACAAAGAUAAGGGAAAGUUAACAAAGUAUUUAUUAACAGAAUGGAUGCAGGCGGAGACCGCAUCUAUUCAACACAACUUGCCGUUAUUCGAGAAGUAUAUGACAGCGAAUUUGCUCACGAUCGUUUUGCUCAGGAACUUGAAAAAGCUUUAGAAGCUCAUUGUAAUAUUAUUGUUAUUGAACCUAAUCCCUUGGGAGAUGAAACGGCUCGUUGGAUCACUGUGGGCAAUUGUUUACAUAAAACUGCAGUUGUAUCUGGUUUAGCAUCAAUUGUAACAGGUUUUGUUUGGCCUGAUUGUGUAUAUACUUAUUUGCCGUUUACUGUAUUUUCUGCAGUUUGUACCUCAUUAUACACAAUUUCAUGGCAAUUUGAUAAUUGUGUAAAAUAUCAGGUUGAAAGAGAUCGUCAAAAUCUAUCUAAAUUACAGGUGAACGCAUUGUAUGUUGGUUCACCUACAGUUUUAGUUAGAAAAGAUGAUACGCGUAGAAAAAUUUUGCAUUGUAGUAUAACAUUGGCAGCAACGGUGAUAUGUAUCGUUAGAUUGUAUCGUAUGUUCUAAAAGAAAAUAAUUCAAAUUUAAAACAAGAUAUAAAAGUUUAGUAGAGAAACGCAAUAAAUUUAGAAAAAAAGGAGUAUUUUUGUGAGAAAGCAUUUGAUGAUAGCGCAUUUAAAAAUUAGAUGUUUUAAAUUUAAAAAGACAGAAGGUUUUAAUUGGUACAAGUUUCUCUCUCCAUUUAUUGAACGAAAGGAGCUUAUGGAACAAAAAAAUUAUGAAGGAAAAAAUGAGCCUGACUUAUCUCUGUUGUGUAAACAGAAAUGUUAAUUUAUUGUUUGUUGUACAGGUUUUUUUUUGUAUUAGUACUUCCAAAGGUCGGUGAUCAUAGGGAAGGAUAGCAACACUUAUUAUUGUUAUCAGUCGAAAAAUUAUUUAAUAAAAACAAUUUUUUUAAAAUGAAAUUUUUAGUUUAUAAUAAUAUACAGUAAAAAAUCGUGGAUGGCGAAGAUAAGACCUUAUCUUUCGCCCUUAGGAAAAGGGGUUAAGAUCACGCGGUUUCUUUGUCGAUUCUUAAUAAUAAUUUGGAUGAAAAAGUUAUUAAUAGAAAUGAAUACAGGAUGUGAUGUAAAGUUCAUGUAAACAAGUAAUGCGUAUAUUUAUCUACUUAGGUACAAUUGUUGCAAAAAAGUGUAUAUAAUGUAAUGUUUUAACAGAAAAUAAUACUUCAUUCAAAAAAUAAAAAAAGUACAAAUUCUAA
Onthophagus taurus is the source of this 1327-nucleotide messenger RNA. It is a transcript of the gene Pmi, whose product is annotated as Transmembrane protein Pmi. Gene Ontology annotation, cellular component: mitochondrial inner membrane. Gene Ontology annotation, biological process: inner mitochondrial membrane organization. Lineage: Eukaryota; Metazoa; Arthropoda; Insecta; Coleoptera; Scarabaeidae. The record is from RefSeq and is a predicted model, not a curated record.